Messenger RNA from Oryctolagus cuniculus (rabbit), 1044 nucleotides. The record is from the annotation of a RefSeq genome assembly. NCBI's taxonomy places the organism in Eukaryota, Metazoa, Chordata, Mammalia, Lagomorpha, Leporidae.
AUUAACCCCCUAACUCUUAUUAUUAUCAUAUUUACUCUAUUUAUAGGCACGAUAAUCACAGUAUUUAGCUCCCACUGACUAACUAUAUGAAUCGGAUUAGAAAUAAACAUACUAGCAAUUAUCCCUAUUCUAAUCAACAAAGCCACCCCACGAUCAACAGAAGCUGCAACCAAGUAUUUUCUAACACAAGCCACAGCAUCUAUAAUCUUAAUAAUAGCUAUUACACUUAAUAUCCUUGACUCCGGACAAUGAACCCUAAUUAAUCCACAGAAUCAACUUACUCCAGUCCUAAUUACACUGGCACUAAUCAUUAAACUAGGAAUAGCCCCCUUCCACUUCUGAGUACCAGAGGUCACCCAAGGAGUUCCCCUAAAAUCAGGAUUAAUCCUUCUCACGUGACAAAAAUUAGCCCCCCUAUCCAUCCUUUACCAAAUCUCCCCAUCAAUUAAUCCAACUAUAAUAAUAUCAGUAGCCAUUCUAUCAAUUAUAGUUGGCGGUUGAGGUGGACUAAACCAAACCCAACUACGAAAAAUCCUAGCAUACUCUUCAAUCGCCCACAUAGGAUGAAUAGCAGCUAUCAUCACAUUUAACCCAAAUACUAUAGUCCUAAACCUAAUUAUCUAUAUUCUCAUGACAAUCCCUAUAUUCAUAAUAUUCAUACAGCACUCAAGUACGACCACUCUAUCACUAUCACAGAUGUGAAACAAAAAUCCACUAAUAGUAUCUACUAUCCUAAUCACCCUAAUAUCCCUAGGAGGCCUGCCCCCACUCACAGGUUUUAUCCCUAAAUGAAUUAUCAUCCAGGAAUUAACAAAAAAUGGCAAUAUCAUUUUACCCACCGCUAUAGCCAUGCUUGCCCUCCUAAAUCUAUAUUUUUAUAUACGCCUUAUCUAUUCUUCCUCACUAACUAUAUUCCCUACCACCAACAAUCUAAAAAUAAAAUGACAAUUUGAAUCAACAAAACGCAUACCCCUCAUCACUCCACUAAUUAUUUUAUCAACUAUACUCCUCCCCCUCACACCAGCACUCUCAGUAUUAAAUUAA